AUGAACAAAAUAUCUCUAACCAAAAUGUUAUUGUUCCAGCAGCAGAAAAUCCUAAAAAGAACCGCGGAGGACCUGGAGUCAUCAGGAGGCAGCACAGUAGAGCCGAAUUUCGGCGAGCCUCCAGUAAAAGUGCAAUGUACCCAAGGGCAGCAGCACCAGCACCAACAAACGCAAUCCUCAAGCAGCUCAGGGCACCACCCAAUGAACCAAUUACCCUCCGGAAACAAUUCCUCCUCCAGCGGACAACCUGCCCCCGGCAGUACUUCCAGUUCCAACGAAGGACUAACCAAAUUCUCUGUAGAAAUAGUCCAACAAUUAGAGUUCACUACCUCCGCAGCGAACUCCCAAGCGCAGCAAAUUUCCACAAACGUCACCGUGAAAGCCCUGACCAACGCUUCAGUAAAAAGCGACCUAGUAAACACUUCCUCUCCUGGUCCCAAAGCCGACCCAAGCUCCAGAGCUUCUUCCCAAGGGCCGGGUAUCGGUUGCGUGGACAUCGGAAAUCUGGUAGAAUGCAAGCAAGAGCCCGAUAACGAUUUCGUGGACCUUGAGCAGUGCGCAGCAGCCGUUGUGAAAGACGCAGCAGCCAACGGAGCUGGCUUUCCAGGGUUCUCUGAUUUCAUCGACGAAACCGGGGAUGAAAUGUUAAAUGCGGACACUUUUAAGGACCUGAUCUCCGAAAUCAACGAUUACCCGUUGAUGGACGAGUUUGAUUUCGAUGAUAAGGGCAUCGAGUCUCUCACAGUGAACCACGGAUCUUCAGGAAAUUCCGGGAACUCCGUCCCGGGGCUCAGCAACGGAAUUAAGCUUGAAGACGACAAGGACGUCCACAGCCACAAUCAUCAAAAUGGCGUCGCUAAUGGGUCUCUUGCCUCCAAUUCUAGCCCCGGAUUGGGUGCUCAGUACUCCCCCAGGCUGCCGUACUCCAGUUUGGACUUCAAGUCAGAAAUCCAAAGCCCCGCAGCGUCUACGUUGAAGCAAAUGGCGGAGCAGCACCAGAACCAACAGCACAAAAAUCAAAUGGGCCUUGGUCCCUUCACCCCCGCUGGAAAUCCAGCUCGUGGUCCUGCUUCAAGGUCACCUUACACGGAGUUUCCCCAAUUUGGGAACCCAGAGUACCUUGGCAGUCCUGGAAGCAACGGAACUUCCGGAACUGGGAACCAGAACGCACAAAAUUCAGUUGCUGCUUCUUAUCACAAGAGCACCAGCAAUCCGGGCUUCCAGUCGCAAGCUAGUGAUAUGUUUGCGAACCAGGCCCCGUUCUCGGGCUUGGGAGAUAUGAAGCGGUCCCAGUCGAUGACUGGCAAGCCCAAUAUGCUUGGGCCUUCGGGAUACAAGCAGCAGUACUCGCCGUAUGGAAGUCCUGGGUCCAUGCCCAAUCAUGGAAGUCCUGGGUACCCUCUGCCUUCCAGAGGAGCACCUGGUCCGGGACCUAAUCAAGGUGGUUCAGGUCCGGGACCUUUUACUGGGUCCACUCCGCCAAGACCGCCCUCAGGGUCUGGGUCUGCGACGCUUCAGAUCAACCAGGCGCAGCAGCUACAUAUUUCUAAUCCUGGGCACAAUAUUCAGGGGGUUGAGGGGGUUGGGGGAUUGAGGGAAGAAGGGUGA
This is a messenger RNA of Cotesia congregata, 1608 nucleotides long. NCBI's taxonomy places the organism in Eukaryota, Metazoa, Arthropoda, Insecta, Hymenoptera, Braconidae. The record is from the annotation of a GenBank genome assembly.